UCAACACCAGAGCUACUCCUGUCACACAGGUCUACUCUUGAUGACAGGAAAUAACUACUCAAUUCAAUACCAAUUUCCUCUUGAAUUUUUACUACUCAACUGCUUUCUAUUUAAAACAUUGAAAUUCUUCUUAAACUUAAGUUAAAUUUGAAGGACUGUUCAAAUCUUUAUAUACAAAGAACAAAUUUCUUCUUGCUGAGAAUAUGAUUAAAGUGUAUUAAUUGCUUUGAAAUUUGUGUUAAAAACAUGUGCUUCUUGAAUUCUAUAUGUGAAAUCCAUGGAACAUUGCACCGUGAAGUGUGGGAGCAGUUUUUGCUGCAGAGCUGGUAGUUGGCUCCGUCCUGGUCAUGAGAAACGUAGGCCUGCUCAGUACCGGCCUCUCAUCUCGGAGACACUACCUCAACAUUACAGCCAACAAUCUCGUCACCAUCUAUUCAUCUAACUCAGAAAAUUCAAGAAAGACCAGACUACAUCAGUUCUCUGGUCAGGACUUCACACACAUGAUUAAAAACUGGCAAAGUCUUGUGAGUCCUCACGGAAUUGGCUCUCCGGCCUCGGUCCAAUCAUUGUUCAACACCUCAUUGCCUACUAGCCCAGUGUCAAGUCCGAGGAUUCUGAACCCCAGCGGAAGUAUCAACAAAAGGACAGGAGUGGAUCAAAGACUGCUAAAUGUGACUCAAAGAGUUUCACCACAGCAAACUUCUAGACAACAAGUACCAUCUGGAGGCAACAACUCGCUCCCUUCUUUUGCCCCGCGAGGUCCCCUCACUCCUAGCAUUGUUAGGCAUAGUGUACCAAGUUGUAGUAGCAGGUCUUUUGGUAAUUUGAACUGUACCAACUCAUCCCGAAACAUAAAUAAAACUUCUCUCUCUAUGACAUCAAAUGUUAGAAAUAGCCAAGUUAAGAAUCCUAGUACAGUUUUUCCUAAAAAUGCUGAAAACUCAAGUUCCUCCUCUAAAAGUUUUAAGUUUGAUCCUGUGAUAGUUACACCUGAGAGAAAUAUACAAAUUUUCCCACCAAGACAGUCUAAAGAUGUGCAGAGUACCUCUGUACCAAAUUCGUCCAUUCGUCAAAGUCCAGAUUUAGGGAACAAUAAUUGUAAAGUAAUGUUGUCUCAGUCCUCACAGCUUACUGCUGAAGAACAAUCGUUGGUGGAAAGUGUUUUUGAUGGCAUUGAUGCGGAUAGCUUAUUCGAUGAUGAUUUCUGAUAAAUGUUGUGCCUAACUACUGUUUGUACCUGUUGGAAUAUUGUAAAUAUCUAUUUUUACAGUGCUACAUUUGUUACAUCAAUAUAAAUCAUGGUUUUUCA
Messenger RNA from Homalodisca vitripennis (glassy-winged sharpshooter), 1309 nucleotides. RefSeq lists its product as uncharacterized. The record is from RefSeq and is a predicted model, not a curated record. Lineage: Eukaryota; Metazoa; Arthropoda; Insecta; Hemiptera; Cicadellidae. Bases 348 to 1208 code for a protein of 286 amino acids. The transcript is spliced from 3 exons.